GGCGCGCGGGCUGGGCUCUCCCCGGGCCGGCCUCCUGGACCGGGCCCGCUAUAAGGCCGGCCUCCGGGACGGGCCCCGUUAUCAGGCCGGCCCCGCGGAGACACGGCCCAUCCCUUGCACCGCUCCCUUGGCGCUUUGCUGCAUCCGUGAGCUCCAAGCCCAGCCCUCAGCCAUGGCAUGCCCCCUGGACCAGGCCAUUGGUCUCCUUGUGGCCAUCUUCCACCAAUACGCUGGUAAGGAGGGUGACAAGAACAGCCUGAGCAAGAAGGAGCUGAAGGAGCUGAUCAAGAAGGAGCUCACCAUCGGCCCGCACCUGCAGGAUGCUGAAAUUGCAAGGCUGAUGGAGGACCUGGACCAGAACAAGGACCAGGAGGUGAACUUCCAGGAAUAUGUCACCUUCCUGGGGGCCUUGGCUAUGAUCUACAAUGAGGCCCUCAAGGGCUAAACAUAAAUUAGGAAGGUGGAGACACCCUCUAGGGCACCCGUGUGAGUCAAAUCCAGCGGCGGGUAAUUGUACAAUAAAUAUAUGUGGUUUUCUUUUUGGCCAAGUCUA
This is a messenger RNA of Trichechus manatus latirostris (Florida manatee), 553 nucleotides long. RefSeq names its product S100 calcium binding protein A6 (gene S100A6). Bases 173 to 445 code for a protein of 90 amino acids. Lineage: Eukaryota; Metazoa; Chordata; Mammalia; Sirenia; Trichechidae. The record is from RefSeq and is a predicted model, not a curated record. Gene Ontology annotation, molecular function: calcium ion binding; calcium-dependent protein binding; S100 protein binding. The transcript has 3 exons. Gene Ontology annotation, cellular component: nucleus; perinuclear region of cytoplasm.